AUGUCUUUCCCUCGUACGGGCGAGAAUCCGUCGCGAUUCCCUCAUGUUCCAGACUCUCUCCGAAUCGAGCCCUUCGUUCCAUACAUAGCGGAACGGAUCAUCCAGCCGCGCGCAGACACGGCUCCCUACAUCACCCCGUACCUCAGCCUCCGGUCCCGGCUCUCGCAAGUAUGGAUCAACCGGUGGACUGUCCUCAUCAUCCUCGUCCUCGUCCGCACCAUCAUCUUGACGAGUCAGCUACAUGACAAUCUCGUGACUGCUGAGGCGCAGGCUCUCUCCGCCUGCACCAAGGUUGAAGAUGUGGGCAGCGCAAUGGCUUCCAUGCCUCACUAUCUGUCUUCCGGCGUCAACGAGCUGGUUGCCAUGGGCGUGGAAAAGACCGUCCACGGCAUGGUGGAGGUUCUCGAUCUCGUCAUCAGCGGCGUCGAGGGCAUCAUCAUCUUUUACAUCAACUUUCUCGCCGCUACUUAUACCUGCCUCAUCACGGCCAUGAUACACGGGACUCUGGAUGUGAUAGGCAAUGUUACCGAGGACGCGACAAAGGCGUACAACCACGUGGUCAACGGCACGGUCAACGAGAUUGAGAAGAUUGCCAAUGCUCUGCAGAGGGGAAUCGGCAAUCUCACGUCGGAUAUCGAAGACUCCAUCUUUGGCAGCUUGCUUUCCAAGAUCCCCAAGGUCAACUUUACCAAGCCCAUCGAGGAGCUCAGAGACUUCCAGAUCAACACGACUGAGUUUGUCGGCGGCGUCCAGAAGCUCAACGAUGAUAUACCCACGUUCGAGGAGGUCCAGAACAUGACGGAAUCCGUCAUCGCGUUCCCCUUCAACAAGCUCCGCGAAGCCCUGGAGGACAGGUAUGGAAAGUACGAGUUCAACAGGAGCACCUUUCCCCUGGCCGAGAAGCAGCAGAUGACGUUCUGCUCCGACAACGACACGCUGAACAACUUCUUUGACGGCCUGUUCAAGCUCGUGGCCAAGGCCCGCACGGUCUUCAUCGUCAUCUUCGUCCUGGCGGCGCUGGGCGCCAUGGUCCCCAUGGCAUGGCUGGAAAUUCGGCGGUGGCGGCGGCAGAAGGAACAUGCCAAGCUCGUCAGCGACACCCAGCGCGACCCCAUGGACGUUGUCUACACCGUCUCGCGGCCCUUUACGGCCGCCUGGGGCAUGCGCUUCACCAGCAAGCUGAGCGGGAACAGGCAGAUUCUCGUCCGCUGGUGCAUUGCAUACGCCACCACGCCGGCCGCCUUGUUCGUCCUUUCGCUCGCCCUCUCGGGCUUCUUUGCGUGCAUUUGCCAGGCCAUCCUUCUCAGGGCCGUCGAGUCAAAGACGCCUGCGCUGAGCCAGGAGAUUGGCGCGUUUGCGGACCAUGUGGUGGAUAGCCUGCAGAACGUCUCCGACUCCUGGGCGCGAGAUGCCAACGAUGUCAUCAAGGGGCUCAACGACGAUAUCAACGGUGAUCUCCUCGACUACGUCAGCAAUGCCACGGGGGCUGUCAACGACACAAUCAACACGUUCAUGGACAAGAUGGAGGGCGGUCUGAACGCAGCGCUCAACGGCACCUUUCUCCUGGGCCCGGUCAAGUCAAUCCUCCACUGCGUCAUUGGGCUCAAGAUUGAGAGCGUCCAGAAGGGGCUGACGUGGGUGCACGACCACGCCCACGUUGAACUGCCGCUCUUCCCCAACGACACCUUCAGCGCGGGAGCCAACAGCUCUGUGGCGGGAGACUCGGGGCUCGGCAGCUUCCUGGCCUCGCCUUCGUCCGCCUCGAGCGACGAGAUCAGCGGAGCGGUUGGGCACGUCACCGGCUGGCUUCACAAGAACCUGGUGCAGGAAGCCCUCAUCUCCACGGGCAUCUUCCUCGUCUACGUGAUUGUCGUCCUGAUUGGCGUGAUACGGAUGCUGGUCGGCAUGUCUGCACAGGAUCGUGGCCGUGCCGAAGGAGGCAUCCGCUACCCGACAACGACAACGGGUGACACGCAGUUGGAUGAGUCGCCUGCUGAGCGCGAGCCGCCGCCUCCUUGGGAGCCUUCUUCGAGCGGGAGCUCGGUGAGGAGUGGGAACAGCGAAAAGUUCAUUUACGGUGCGAGUCCGACCAAGCCGAGCAUGAGGAGCAACAAUCCGUAUGACCGCUACGACGAAAAGACGGGCUUCUGA
Messenger RNA from Trichoderma reesei QM6a, 2151 nucleotides. RefSeq lists its product as uncharacterized. Gene Ontology annotation, cellular component: mating projection tip. Lineage: Eukaryota; Fungi; Ascomycota; Sordariomycetes; Hypocreales; Hypocreaceae. Bases 1 to 2151 code for a protein of 716 amino acids. The transcript has a single exon. The record is from RefSeq and is a predicted model, not a curated record.